CAAAUCGGUGGUACCACCAUGAAGAUCUUAACCACUUUUGUGUCAGUAGCCCUUUUGGCCACCCUUACUGGUGCGCAACAAACAGAGACCACCGUCGGUGUCUUGCAAGAAAUAUAUCACAGAUGCGUGGAUAGCGAAUCCAUGUUAUCUUGCGUUAAACCAAAGGUGUUGACUUACAUCACCGACGCUGUGAAACAAGAUAGAUUGGCAAUUACGGAGGAUUUGGCAGUGAUUAAGUCCCGUGACGUGUCGCAGGAUAAUGCGGAAGAUUACUCCUCGCAAUACGACGCCGCAAGUUCUUCCAAAAGGAAACUCCUGCGAACACUGAUGCUCGAGAAAUUGGACGCGUACCUAUCGAGCCAUCAGCUUGAAGCUAAACUACCGGAAACAAUUGUAGGAUCGAAUAUCGUUCCUAGAUCCUUGAUUGACGGCAUGCCGAAGAGUCUAACAAUUCCUCUUACGGACUCUUCCAACAAUCAAGGUCGUGGUUUUGUUAGAAAGGUGAUAAUACCGUUCCUGCUCGGUCUCAAGUUCAAAGCCACCGCUGUGGUGCCUAUCGCUCUUGCUCUGAUCGCCUUAAAGACGUGGAAAGCGCUGACAUUAGGUCUACUGUCGUUGGUUCUUAGCGGAGCGAUGGUGAUCUUUAAAUUGACUAAGCCGAAAGUCGCUUACGAGGUUGUCCACUACGGGCAUCCACCUGUGGAACACCCGCCUCAUUGGGACACUGCGCCUCACGGACCUUACAGGGCUUAUAGAAAAUAAACCGACGUAGAAACGACGGAUAUAUUGAUCGCCUCAUCAUUUU
Molecule: messenger RNA, 805 nt
Organism: Linepithema humile (Argentine ant)
Lineage: Eukaryota; Metazoa; Arthropoda; Insecta; Hymenoptera; Formicidae
Gene: Osi18
Product: DUF1676 domain-containing protein Osi18
Cellular component (GO): membrane
Source: RefSeq, a predicted model, not a curated record